Puccinia triticina is the source of this 1362-nucleotide messenger RNA. RefSeq lists its product as uncharacterized. The transcript is spliced from 7 exons. NCBI's taxonomy places the organism in Eukaryota, Fungi, Basidiomycota, Pucciniomycetes, Pucciniales, Pucciniaceae. The coding region runs from base 1 to 1362 and encodes 453 amino acids. The record is from RefSeq and is a predicted model, not a curated record.
AUGGCCACCAAGGUGGCAAAAGUACCGGGAAGCUCGAUUAUUUUUCAACCGUACUCCACGUCCCCACAACUGGCGCUGUUUCUGCUCAACCAUCUUCCCAAGAAGGCGUCGAACUACCAGAUCAAGCUCGACGCCUCGGCCGAGACGCUGAUCUUGCAUGCGCUUGAGCACAAGUGGUCAAUGAUGGCGCUGUUCUUUCGCCCGCCCUCUCCGACCCCUUCCCUCAUCCUCGCCGGAAUCUUUUCAGCUUGCCGCGCUGCGCGAUUCCGACCGCUCUGUCCAGGUAGCCAAGGCCAUGGCCCAAGUCUUCCAACUAUCUGGCCCGACCAGCCGCCAAUUUGCUCCAGCCCUUCCGCCCUGACGAUCCUAGGGCUCUGGCACUGCGUCAAACAUGCGCCCGCAGCCCUCGCGCAUUCGCUCUCAGCUUUUGGUCAAGCCCAUGUUGACCUCAGCCCGACCUCGUCCGCGUGGGGCGCGCGAUAUCCUUACAACACGCGCGUGCUUUUGAAUCACAUGGUGCCUUACUCGGAACCCCUGCCCACUCCCAUUCGGACGGCGAACACGAUCUCUCCAAUCGUCAAGGAAUUCGCCAGGGGAAUUGAGGGGUUGAAAUCGAUGAGACGGACGUAUCGAAAGAUGCUCCGUGCGACACUCCGUCCACAGAGCUUUUCGAAUGCGGACGAGCCAGAUAGUGAUUCAGAUUUGCAUCAGGAGCCGGACCGGCUGCCGGACCUCCCCGCGAAACAGGAAGACUCGGCCUCGGGCUCGGCUGGUCAACAAGUGAGUCCCGGGGCGCUGGACCGCGUGUACAGUGUGAUCCAAAAGAUCCAGGAAGAGUAUAAAGAGUGGUGGACGUCCUGUAACGUGCUCAUCGAUCUCGGCGAAGGCUCGAGGGACCCUCGCACUAAGUUCUCAUCUGACCGCGUCCGGGCUAUCACCGCGUACUCUCAAGACCCUUCCCCGUCUGAACUCGACCCCCUGCCCGUCCCUACGACGACGGACGCAGGCAAGGCCCCGCAGGAGGCCCCGCCCGGCGUACAUAAACACUUCGAGAUCCUCAAGAGCAUGUUCGCCCCCGACGGCUCUUCUGAAACCAGCCCGGAGAGCGGUCCGGCGCCUCCUGAGCCGCCGAUGCGCUGCCUCACGCCGCCCAUGGCCCUUCAGCCGGAGAUUGACUUGGGCGACAAGACACCCAUCUCCCGGCCUGUCAAACCUGCCGAAUCAGCUGCAACGUGUGCCCCGCGAAAGCCGCAGACACUCACGCCGGCGCCUCAAAAAGUGCACAGCGUCGACCUCCUGGCCUCCACCUUCACCUCAACAAUGACGACGCGAACGACGACGGUCGCUCUGGACAACCACUAA